Messenger RNA from Paramecium octaurelia, 2337 nucleotides. The record is from the annotation of a GenBank genome assembly. Lineage: Eukaryota; Ciliophora; Oligohymenophorea; Peniculida; Parameciidae.
AUGUCACAGCUUGUUGAAUAUAAUUCCUUGAUAGCAGUCCUCAGUAGUUUUAUUCACUCAACUGGAGAAAUCUAAGCAAUAUCUUAGUAAAGGGAGUCUAAAAUGCUUGAUGAAGGGUUGAUAAUAUUAUCCAAUAUUAUUAAAAUGAUUAUAUUAACUUUAUUAUUAGGCGUAUGCGCUCAAAACAAUGUAAUUGAAUUAUUGAAGGAAUGGGAAAUCCAUAUUGAGUAAUCGUCAAGUGAAAGUUAAUAUACAUUCAAAUAAAUACUAAACGAAUUUAAGAAUGAAAUACCCAGGCAAUAUCAAUCCAAAUUUUUUAGGAUGUAUGGGCAGUAUAUCUUUUAUGGUUUAGAAAAUGAAAAUUCAAUAGAUUUUGCAAGGGUAAAGCCAUCAUAUUGAAAUUAGGCUCUUUAUUACUUUAAGAGGUCGUCUGAUCUAGGUGACAUUAAUUCUCAAUUUUAUUUGUCAUUAUUGACAUAUUUAAAUUUAGAUGGCUCUUACAAUCUUUAAAGUAAGCUAAACCCAGAAACAAAAUUCUAUCGGUACGUUAAGGAGAAGUAUCAGAGCAUCUCUUUGGUUGAUUUAUACUUCUCUGCAAUUUAAGGAUUUCAGUAGAGUGGCGUUGCGAUAGCUUUUAGAUAUUGGAAGGGAAUUGGAGUCAAUCAGAAUUGCUCAAAUUCUGCCAUGUUUUAUUUGUCAGUGUUGGAAGAAGUGGCCAAUACACCCAUCAAAGCCAAAUACAUAAGUGAGAACAGGCAAGUAGCCAAAGUCUUGUAUGACAGCAAUUUCUAUAUGAACCACGAGUUGGACAUCUUUGGACACGCUCAAAUAUUCGAGAAUUUGAAUAUCAUCACCUAUGAAUCGGCUAUUGAAGUUAAACAAUUAGCCUAUAACUAUUACUACGGAUUGAAUGGGCUCAGACGUAACUUUGCAAAGGCAUAUCAAUUAUAUUACAAAUUAUAUGAUUAAUUAAAUGACAAGGAAUCUGGCAUCAAAGUGGCUCAGAUGCAUAUUGAAAAUUUGGGAGUCGAAGAACCAAAUUACAUAUUGGCUUUUUAGAUUUUGAAUAAAAUUGAAACAAAAAACUAAGAUUUUUUGGGGAGAAUAUAGAAUGCUUUAGGUUAUAUGUAUUACUAGGGAUUGGGAGUACAAAAGGACAUCAUAAAGGCUUAAGAUUGUUUUCGAAGUAUUAUAUUACAAUUUACAAUCCUUAGAAGCAGCAGACCUUCAAAACAAUGAUGGUUUAUUUAAUCUUGGAUCCUUGUACAUGUUGCCCUCUACAAUAUAAAGAGAACGCAAUCAAUAAAAGGGAGUUUAAUUGAUUGAAUAGGCAGCCGUAACUGGACAUGCCAUGGCUCAAUAUAGUCUAGCAUUAAUACUACUUGAUGGGGUAGAUCUAUUUUACUCCUGCGAUUUGGCUGCCACUCUAUUGCAUGCUUCAUCAUCUAAAGGUCCUUGGGCUGACACACUAAAAACAGCUAACUAUCUGUUCUAAUAGGAGUAAUAUGCUUAAUCAUUGUCUAAAUAUUUUGAAGCUGGAUAUAGUGGAUUUAAUGUGGCUAUAUGUAAAUGCAUAUUGAAUACCUUUUAGAGAAUGCUGCCGUUGUGAUGGAAUAGAAUGAUGCCUUCUAUUAUGAUACUCUACACUUCAGUGAAGUUCAAAGUAGACUCGAUAGAGAUCCUGUUUAUUAAAUUCGGGGUGUUGCUAAUAAAGAUGCAUUUGAAUAUUUGUAUUCGGAUUAUUUAAAAUUUGUGAAUUACUCCACUCUUUAUGACUUAUUGCAACUAGAUAGUUUUUAUUUAAAUGGAGCAUUAUAAUAUAGGUUCCUUACGCAAUGUGCUAAGGAGAGGGAAGCAAUUUGUCAUAUGAAGUUAGGAGAUUAUUACUACAAUGGAAAAUAUGAGGAGGUGGAUUUCAAGAAGUCAUUCCAGCAUUACAAAAAAGCAUUGGAAGGCUAAUUGAUGGAUGCAAUGAAGGGUCAUGUGUACUUUAAUUUAGGAUUGAUGUAUGCUUUGGGAUAGGGGGUGAUAAUGAAUAGAACAAAAUCUGCAGAAAUAUUUGAGUUGUCAAUUAAUGCUUACUCUUUAAUUCCGAUAGCGCCUGUCACUGUUUAAGUCUAAAUAUUGGAUUUUUGGGUUAACGUUUAUAGGCAAAUAGAUCAAAGUGGAAUUGAAUAGUUUUUGGAUGUGAAUUAUUGGGAGUUCGCAAAUGGCAUGAUAUAAGCAUUUGAAAUGUGGGUUAUGGAGAAUUGUAAGGCGAUCGGAAAUGUUGCUGCAGGGUCAUUAGUAGUGAUUCUUUUUGGAUGGCGUUUGAAAUUAAUUAAUUAAUAAAACUGA